This is a messenger RNA of Prosopis cineraria, 1206 nucleotides long. Its product is annotated as mitochondrial outer membrane protein porin 2-like. The coding region runs from base 135 to 968 and encodes 277 amino acids. Gene Ontology annotation, biological process: monoatomic anion transmembrane transport. The record is from RefSeq and is a predicted model, not a curated record. Gene Ontology annotation, cellular component: mitochondrial outer membrane. Gene Ontology annotation, molecular function: voltage-gated monoatomic anion channel activity. Lineage: Eukaryota; Viridiplantae; Streptophyta; Magnoliopsida; Fabales; Fabaceae. The transcript is spliced from 6 exons.
AUAUCCAAAAUUUCUGCCCAGCCCGCCGAGGGGGAAGGGUUUUGGAAAGUGGAAACCCUACAUAAACCCCAAACCCAGACCCUUGAGUUCUAUGUUCUCUAUUGUACAGACUCUUUCUCUCCCUCUCUGCUGAGAUGUCUAGCAAGGGACCUGGACUCUUCUCGGCCAUAGGCCAGAAAUCUAGAGAUCUUCUCGACAAGGAUUUUACCUCUGAACAGAGGAUUACCGUUACCUCCUCCAGCGGUAAUGUCCUGGACUUGAACUCCACUUUGGUGAAGAAAGGACGACUGCCCUCUGGGGAUGUGGUAGCAAAAUUUAGGUGCAAUGAUAGCACAAUUGAUGUCAAAGUUGAUACUGAAUCUAAGGUUUUGACAACAGUCACAGUACCAGAUAUUGUGCAUUCUACAAAAACCAUAGCUUCAAUCCAACUACCUGAUUACAGCUCAAGCAAGUUAGAAGUUCAGUAUCUUCAUGAUCACGUGGCUUUUACAACCGCUGUUGGUCUAAGCCAAUCCCCUGCUGUUGAUUUUUCUGCAACAAUUGGAACACCCAGCAUUGCCUUUGGAGCCGAAAUGAGCUUCUUGCCUGCUACUGGAAAGUUUGCAAAGUACAACGCUGGGGUGAGCUUGACGAAGCCUAAUUCCAAUGCUUCAGUAAUUCUUGCUGACAAAGGAGACUCCUUGAGGGCAUCGUACUUGCAUCAUCUUGAUCAUUUAAAUGGGGGAGCUGCUGUAGGAGAGAUUAGCAGAAGAUUUUCUACAAACGAGAACACGUUGACAGUUGGAUGUUCCUAUAUAAUCAAUGGUCAGACGUUCGUUAAGGCAAAGCUGAACAACCACGGCAAUCUUACGGCUCUUUUGCAGCACGAGGUUAUUCCCAAAUCAUUCUUGACAAUCUCUGGUGCCUUUCAAACCCAAGCUUUGGAGAGGAGUCCCAAGUUUGGCUUAGCACUGGCUCUCAAGCCUUGAAACAGUUAUACGGAUUCAUAAAUAGCUAUAAUACUUAAACGUUAUUCUCACAUCUCUCUUGAAUUAAUUAAGAUGAUAAUUAGAAAGUGUAGGAAAUUUAGAAUGUAAUGUCUUUGCUUCCUAUUAUUUUCAAUUGAUUUAUUCAAAGUUGGUACUUGAAAGGUUUCUCUUAAUGGAUUUACGCUAUUGAUAGCGUGAUUUAAAAUCUAUUGGAAAAGGAAAUGCGAUCGAUUAUAUA